AUGACAUUGGAAUGUUCAAGUCAAUUAAAAGAAUAUUUAGAAGAAUAUAAAAUAAAACGUUUCGAUGAUUUAAAAUUCAAUGACCUCUCAAGCAUCGGAUCUGGAGGAUCUGCAAUUAUAUAUUACACUACUUUUCAAGAAAAAGGCUACGCAGUAAAAAGUUAUGAUAUUAAUUUGUGUAUGGAUGAUAAAACGCUUAAGAAAUUUAUUAAGGAGGAUUUUCCUUUCGAUGAUCCAUAUAAUCUAAUUAAAUUUAAAUAUGUGGUUAAAGGUGUUGAUGUUGAAAAACUGCCCAAAAACUUAUUGAUAGAUGCACUUGAAAAACUUAGUGUUGCUCCUGAAUAUAAGAUUUAUAGAAGAAAUGUCGUUGCACAUCUCGAAUUACGUCUCCGAACUUUAAAGGCAACGUUAGAAAUAAUUGUAUAUGAUUUUGUUUCUUUACAGCUUGAAUUCCGUGAUAAACUUCUUAAAAAUCUGAAAACUUAUAUUGAUCUUCAUUAUGGGAUAGUUGCCAGCCAUGUGCAUUGUCGAAAUUAUAAUAUAGAUUUCUUAUUGAUUCAUUUAUUUAACACUUUACAAAAUAUUCCUGUUGACGAAAUUCAAUCAGGAAAACCCUUAAAAAAAUCCAUUACACCCGAAAUAAAUAUUCAUUCAGGAGUUCCGAUGCCACAAGAUGCGUUAAAUUUUUUACAGAAUUUUAAUGUUUCAAAUUUUAAUUGUUUUACUGGAUGGUACAAAAAAUGGCGCGAUCUCUUAAAUGUUCGUCACUCAUUGGAAAUUGCAACUAAACAAAGCCAUGACUUUUUACAAUAUCACAAAGAAAUUUUUCUUCUUGAAUUCUUUUGGAGAUAUGCUUUUGACCAAAUUUCUGAUCAAAUUAUGCCAGUAACAAAUAUUUUAAAAGAAACCUUGACUAGUAAAAAUAAAUUUUUGUACUUUUUUGAUAAAAAAGAUUCAAUUUCUUCACUUAAUUUGUUAUGGUUUGGAACACUGGAUAUUGUUCAAGACAUAUGCUAUACAACGACGGAUCCUAUUAUUUUAGCAGUCUGUUACUAUUUAAGCCUAGAAUCUUUACGAAAAUCUCAAUGCAUUUUUAUUAAAUUUAAAUCUUUAGAAAUACUUCUAUCUUUAUUAUUUAACGAACGUGAACAAUUUCGUAACAUGAUAAAAGAAGAAAUCCUUAGAUAUUGUGAUGAAUCUCUGUUCAACAUUGUGCAUCAAAAACUUCAAUUGGACGAUGAACUUAUUAAGAAAUCAAAAAAUUAUGAUGUUCCUAUUUUCCAAGAGAAAUAUUUAGCGGUGAACAUAUUCACAUUGUUAAAAGAUAUUAUUAAAGAAAAAUUAAUUUUAAGAAAAGAUACUGGGGAUUUCCUUGAUUUGAAAUGCGGGCAUAAAAUUGAUUGUAUUACAAUUAACAAUCAAAAAAUAUGCCCUUUCUGCAAAACUAACAUUGACCCAAAACUAAUGUAUGAUUUUACGUCAAGUGCUAUAUUAAAAAAUUUUUAUGAAAAAGCGGAAGAUCUUAACGAUAAUAUAAUAAAUGAACAACAAAUAUUAAAAAAUAUUUAUUCGAAGUCUAAACUAUUAAAAAAGGCAAAAGAUGCAGAAGAACAAGAAAGAUAUUCAGAUGCUAUAAAAUACUUAGAUCAAGUAAUCCAAUUUUAUCCAAAAAGUUAUAAAGUUCAAUGCCGUAAAGCAUACGCAAUUUUUGAACGUGGACUAAAGGAAAAUCCAGAAAUUGCCAUUAGAUCGCACGUAAAAGCUCGGGAUAUUUUAACAUUAGCAAUUAAAUUGAAACCAGAAAAAUCAUUGGCUUACAUAUGUAGGGGCCGAAUAUAUUUUUAUCAUAAUAAUAAUAUUGAAGCACUGAGAGAUUUUGAGUAUGCACUAAAACUUGAACCAAAUAACAGAGAUGCACAUUUUUACAAAAUAACAAUAUUGAAUGAAGUGGAAAAUUUGGAGAAAUUCAACGAUGCAAAAAAUGAGAUCAUAAAAAGAAAGAUAUUCAAUUCGAUACCAAUAAUUUCAUUAUUAACAACGAUCAAACCAAGAAAAAUGAUAUUUGGACUGGGAAAUUCAUUACCCGUUAAGCUUUAUUCAUUAGAUGAUUCGACAAUUUCAGGAUAUGUUUAUUUCAAAGUAUUUCAGAAAUUUAAAGAAGCAAUAAAAAGUUGUACUCAAGCUAUAAAAUUUAAUGAUAAAAAUGCAAUUGCACUGGGAGUAAGAGGAAUUUCUUACCAUAAAAAUAAAUCAUUUUCAGACGCGUUGGAUGACUUUACUAAAAUAUUAAAUAUACUUCCAAAUAAUAAAAUUGCUUUGGGAUUGCGUGGAAAAUCAUAUUUAUCUAUAAAAGAAUAUGACAAAAGUCUUGUUGAUUUAAACGAAGCAAUUGAAUCAAAUAAUGAAGAUUUCAAUAACU
This is a messenger RNA of Scutellospora calospora, 2419 nucleotides long. The record is from the annotation of a GenBank genome assembly. Lineage: Eukaryota; Fungi; Glomeromycota; Glomeromycetes; Diversisporales; Gigasporaceae.